UCUCUCUCCUCCUCAUACACACCUUUCUUGCAUAUAUAUAUAUAUAAAUAUAUAUAUUACCGAAUUCCUUUAACCUCCCCUUGCAGUAGCCUCAGAACCAUUUGAGCAGAACCAUCUCCCACCACAGUCAGGAAUCAAAGAGAGAGAAGCUAAGCAAUGGCCAGCUUGACCGCAGCAGCAGUCACCAUCCCCUCCUUCACCGGCCUCAAGGCCGGCCCAGCCGCUGCUGCACGGGCCAGCGGCAGCGCUGCCACGGGGUCGAAGGCGCCGGUUGCAAUGGCCGCGUCAACCCGUGCAUCUCUCAAGGAGGUCGGUGUGGCUGUCGCAGCCACCGCAGCAAGCGCAAUGCUGGCAAGCAAUGCUCUGGCCGUUGAUGUGCUCCUUGGAGGCGACGAUGGCUCGCUUGCUUUCGUCCCCAGCGACUUCUCGGUUGCUGCAGGGGAGACGAUUGUGUUCAAGAACAACGCAGCGUUCCCCCACAACGUCGUGUUCGAUGAGGAUGAGAUCCCAUCGGGUGUCGAUGCGUCGGCCAUCUCCAUGAGCGAGGAGGACCUCCUCAAUGGCCCGGGGGAGACCUACUCGGUGACCUUGAAGGAGAAGGGGACCUACACCUUCUAUUGUUCUCCUCACCAGGGUGCUGGGAUGGUGGGAAAAGUGACCGUUAAUUAGGUUGUGGUGCCUCGUACCUCAUGGUUCUCCUUUUUUUUUUUUUAAUGAUGUUCGAACUGAUGGUCAUUUCUAGUCAUGAGGGGAGUGGAUGGAUGAGAAGAUAUUGAAGUACUAUAUUUCCAUUAGAAUUACUAAAGGAGGCCAGUGUGUUCUUCGUUUUUGUGAUAUCUAAUCCAUCAUCUUUAAGCA
This is a messenger RNA of Elaeis guineensis (African oil palm), 858 nucleotides long. RefSeq names its product plastocyanin B'/B''. Gene Ontology annotation, cellular component: chloroplast thylakoid lumen. The record is from RefSeq and is a predicted model, not a curated record. Gene Ontology annotation, molecular function: copper ion binding. NCBI's taxonomy places the organism in Eukaryota, Viridiplantae, Streptophyta, Magnoliopsida, Arecales, Arecaceae.